AUGGAGCCGGCGCCCUUCCCGCACCCGCUGGCCCCCGAGGCCGAGGCCGAGGCCGAGCCUGGUCCCGGGCCGGCCCGGCCGGGCGGCGAGAAGCGUUUCCGACUCUGGUACGUGGGCUGCUCGAGCCUGGACCGGCGAGCCACGCUGCCCAUGUUGCCCUGGCUGAUGGCCGAAGUCCGGCGGCGCAGCCAGAAGCCCGAGCCGGGCGCGCCCCCGGCGCGGGAGGUGCUGCUGCUGCUGGGCGCGCCCACCCUGCGCUGCGUGCCCUCCUCGCCCGGCGGCGGCGCCCCCGGCCCGGCCGUCUUCAUCUUCGAGCACAAGGCGCAGCACAUCUCCCGCUUCGUCCACAACAGCCAGGACCUCACCUACUUCGCCUACCUGAUCAAGGCGCAGCCCGACGACCCCGACUCGCCUGUCGCCUGCCACGUCUUCCGGGCCACCGACCCCAACCAGGUUCCAGAUGUUAUCAGUAGCAUAAGGCAGGCUUCCAAAGCAGCCCUCAAAGAAGAUGUGAAGCCCAAUAAAGAAAAUGAAGAUGCCUUCUACAACUCCCAAAAAUUUGAGGUCCUCUAUUGUGGGAAGGUGACAGUGGCCCACAAAAAGGCCCCCUCUUCCCUCAUCGACGACUGCAUUGAGAAGUUCCACCUGCAUGAACGUCAGCGCCUGAAGCUGCUCAGCGAGCACGGCAGCACGGAUUCCAGCAUGGACCUCAUGACAUGGGAAGAUGGACCCUCUUCCCCCUUGGACAGUCCCUUUCAGGAGAUGGAGGGUUCCAGUGGAGGCACCCAGGGGAUGUUCAUCGUGGGCAGCCAGACCAACCUGGCCAGUUUGACCAGCUGCCGGACCUCUUUCCCAGAGCGGAUCCUGGAGGACUCAGGAAUGGAGGAACAGCUGGAAUUCCGUUCUCGCUGCAGCAGCACUGCCAGCCUGCAGAGGAGAGCUCAGGAGAAUAACUCCAAGCCUUCAUCCCGAAGGCGCCAUGCCAGCGCCCCGAGCCACGUCCAGCCCUCAGACUCUGAAAAAAACAGGACAAUGUUGUUUCAGGUGGGUCGGUUUGAAAUUAACCUCAUCAGUCCAGACACCAAAUCCGUUGUGUUGGAGAAGAACUUCAAAGACAUCUCCUCAUGUUCUCAGGGCAUAAAGCACAUCGAUCAUUUUGGUUUUAUAUGUCGAGAAUCCACUGAACCUGGAAUAAGCCAGUAUGCUUGCUACGUCUUCCAAUGUGCAAGUGAAUCUCUGGUGGAUGAGAUAAUGCUGACUCUGAAGCAAGCCUUUAGCACGGCAGCAGCCCUGCAGAAUGCCAAGACCCAGGUCAAACUGUGCGAGGCCUGUCCGAUGCACUCCUUGCACAAGCUGUGCGAAAGGAUUGAAGGACUUUAUCCACCGAGAGCCAAGCUCGUGAUUCAGAGGCACCUGUCUUCUCUCAGUGACAACGAACAGGCUGACAUCUUUGAGCGUGUUCAGAAAAUGAAGCCGGUGAGUGACCAGGAAGAAAACGAGCUGCUGAUUUUCCAUCUACGCCACUUGUGUGAGGCGAAGCAAAAGACCCACAUUCACGUUGACGAGGCCCCGAUGAACGCGUCUAAUAACACAAUCCCAGAAAACAGCACCAGUAGUGGAAGAUUCACCCUGGAUAUCCUGAAGAACAAAGCCAAGAAAUCCUUAACCAGCUCUCUCGAAAACAUCUUCUCCAGGGGGGCCAGUCGCAGGCGUGGUCGCCUGGGGAGCACGGAGAGCUUUGAAAGGUGCAACCAUCUCACUUCUGACAAAGACUGCUCCUCCGGGGACUCCCCACCCUCCACGCCGCCGGCAUCUCCCGUCGCCUUGGCUGGGCACCCCUUUCCCGAAGAGGACUCCGAUUCUCCCCAGUUCAGGAGACGCGCCCACACAUUUAGCCACCCGCCCUCCGCUUCCAAGAAGAGGAUCACUUUCCAGGAUGGACGGUCUCAAAGCGUCCGGUCGCCCCUCCUGAGGCAGAACUCAACUGAACAGAGCAGGCUGGCAGUUGCCCGACGUACCCGCAGUGAGAGUGAGUCUUCGGUGCCUCCCAGCCUCCCUUCUUCUUUCUCUGCCCCUUCUUUCCUGAAAAGCUUGUACCAGAGUUCUGGGAAGCCGGCUUCUCCGCCCGAAGGUGAUCCCACCAGGAGCGAUGUGGAGAAAAGAAAGAGGACUUCCUCAGUCUGCAGCAGUGACUCUCUAAAUGCUGGGGGUCUCACCCUGCCCCCCCGUCGGAUUUCCUGGCGGCAGAAGAUCUUCCUAAGGGUGGCAUCACCCAUGAAGAAGUCUCCUUCAGCCAUGCAGCUGCAAGAUGGCUGUGAUGAAAAAGAACUGCUGCCGUUAUCCCCGCUUCCACCGUCUUUUGACGAAGUUCCCCUGGUUUCCAUCUUGCAAAAUGAGGAUGUCCAAGAUCAGACCGGAGAGAAGAAGAACUCAGUGGAGCUGCAGAGCCUGUGGAGAAAAGCGAUCCACCAGCAGAUCCUUCUCCUCCGGAUGGAGAAGGAAAACCAGAAACUGGAAGCGAGCAGAGAUGAGCUGCAAUCCAGGAAAGUUAAACUGGACUAUGAGGAAGUUGGAACCUGUCAGAAGGAUGUUAUUAAUAUCUGGGACAAGAAACUGUUGAACUGCAGAGCCAAGAUCAGAUGUGAUGUGGAAGACAUUCAUACCACCCUGAAAGAUGGUGUCCCCAAAAGCCGCCGGGGAGAAAUUUGGCAGUUUCUGGCCGUGCAGCACCGCGUCAGACACCGGCUGCCGAAUAAGCAACAGCCUCCAGACAUCUCCUACCAAGACCUCCUGAAGCAGCUGACAGCGCAGCAACAUGCCAUCCUAGUGGACCUGGGAAGGACUUUCCCCACCCAUCCCUACUUUUCGGCUCAACUGGGCGCAGGGCAGCUCUCGCUCUUCAACCUGCUGAAAGCCUACUCCUUGCUGGACAAGGAGGUGGGCUAUUGCCAGGGCAUCAGCUUCGUGGCCGGCGUGCUGCUGCUCCAUAUGAGUGAAGAGCAAGCUUUCGAAAUGCUGAAAUUCCUCAUGUAUGAUCUCGGGUUCCGGAAACAAUACAGACCCGACAUGAUGUCGCUGCAGAUCCAGAUGUACCAGCUGUCAAGGCUUCUUCAUGACUAUCACAGGGACCUUUACCACCAUCUUGAAGAAAACGAAAUCAGCCCAAGCCUGUAUGCCGCACCCUGGUUUCUCACUUUAUUUGCCUCACAAUUUCCUCUGGGAUUUGUAGCCAGAAUCUUUGAUAUUAUUUUUCUCCAAGGUACAGAAGUCAUAUUUAAAGUAGCGCUAUGCCUGCUCAGCACCCGGGAAGAACACAUCAUGUCGUGUGAGACAUUUGAAAGCAUCGUGGAGUUUCUUAAAAACACUCUGCCAGACAUGACAGAGCCCCAGAUGGAGAAGAUAAUGGCCCAGGUGUUUGAGAUGGACAUUUCCAAGCAGCUUCACGCCUAUGAAGUGGAGUACCAUGUUCUGCAGGAUGAAUUGCAAGACAACCUGAGCCCUUGUGAGGAGAUUGAAGCUUCAGAGAAACUUGAAAGGGCCAACAGUCAGCUGAAGAGACAGAAUAUGGAUCUCUUGGAGAAACUGCAGGUUGCCCAUGCUAAGAUCCAAGGUGUGGAGUCCAACUUGGAAGCGGCCUUGAGAAGGGAAAACCAGAUGAUGACUUUAAUCCAGUCCCUGGAAGAGGAAAAGGCUCUGUAUCAGAAGACCCUGGAGAAGAUCUGCAGCUACCUGCCCCAGGAAGCCCUGUCCGACUGUGAAGAGCUGCUGAAAAAAGUCAACUGUCAUCCAAACAAAUUCUAGAAGAAAGCCAUAAACGAGGGGGAGGAGGAGGAGGAGGGAGGGAGAGAGAGAGAGAGAGAGAAGAUGGUUUCUGCUCAUAGAUGGAAGGAAAGAAAUGUGCCGCUGCUGGAAAGGGGAUCGACUUCAUUUCACAGGAUUCUGCAAGCAGUAGCCACAGUAGCUAAGAGGCCUUUAUGCAAGACCCCAAUAUGCAAAUCCCAGGUUCAUGUCUUUUUUUUUUUUUUAAAUAACGCGUGUACAUAAUUUGCAGUGUUUAGAAGAAAAGAUGGGUUCUAAUGAAGAAGAUCGGGUGUAUAUUUAGGACUGAUCUAAACGGGGAAACCGGUGAGAUUUGAGACUGCUUGUAACUUAACUGUGGAAGACUCUACUUUCCCUCAGUAAGGAAGGCGUGGGGGUCUUUUCUAUACGCUGAUCAACACUUGAAAAAAAU
Messenger RNA from Protobothrops mucrosquamatus (brown spotted pit viper), 4231 nucleotides. It is a transcript of the gene TBC1D4, whose product is annotated as TBC1 domain family member 4. Bases 1 to 3801 code for a protein of 1266 amino acids. The transcript has 20 exons. The record is from RefSeq and is a predicted model, not a curated record. Lineage: Eukaryota; Metazoa; Chordata; Lepidosauria; Squamata; Viperidae.